Molecule: messenger RNA, 516 nt
Organism: Aspergillus nidulans FGSC A4
Lineage: Eukaryota; Fungi; Ascomycota; Eurotiomycetes; Eurotiales; Aspergillaceae
Product: GPI anchored serine-threonine rich protein
Exons: 3
Coding region: 1-516 (171 amino acids)
Source: RefSeq, a predicted model, not a curated record
AUGCAUCUCCUCUCUCUCCUCUCUGUUCUCGCGUCUGCUUCUGUUUGUGUUCUUGCGCAGGAUGCAACCUCUACUACCACCACCACUCAGCCUUCGAGCACCUGCUUGGCUCAAAACAUCCUCGAUACCUGCUUGGAAUCCGUCCAGGGCCGAGUUGAUGCGUGUGGUGCGAAUGAGUGGCGCUGUCUCUGCGACGAGACAACCAGUCUGCUAACAUGCUACGACAAUUGUCCCGACGAUGGCGGCCGUAACGGCGUCGCACAGCAACGAACCUCAUACUGCAACGCCGCAGAUCAGCUCGAACCCACUAGCACGACCUCGAUGACUACCGCCACCACGACGUCGACUAGAACUUCGUCGGCGACGGAUGGCGACGCGACGGCGACCACGAGCACGAGUACCAGCGACGGGGCCGCGGCGUCGGAGACGGCAGACGAUGCGGCGGGGCGGGUGCAGCUUGCGCUGGGAUUCGGUGUUGGGGCUGGGGUUGGGCUGGCCGUGCUGGGAGCUCUGUAG